AGUCGUCCAAUCUGAAAAGCAAAAAUGACGUUUGUGAUGCACCUGUGUUUUAUUUUAUUUAAUCAGUGUAUGGUUCUUUAAAAACGCAAUAAGUUAUUAAUGUUUUAUAAGAAAAGUGAGAAUGUUUACUUCAUGUAUAAGCCGUCAUCUAAAACUAGCCAUCGGCAAUAAAACGAACUCAUAAUUCACUUAAAGGGCUUCAAAUCAUGUUAUUGUGUGACUAUUUUCAAGGGUAGUUGAAGUUAAUUAAUAAGCAUGGAUGAGAAGAGAGUGGCGGAAUACUUCGUAAUCGCGGGGCUGCCAGAGACGCCGGAGUUACUGGACGAUUCUGACUCUGGACAUCUGAAGGGAUACAGUACAAAAGCUCCAAUAACAGAUAUCAGUGUCGUGUUCCCGAGUCUCGGCGAAACCGUUCCCAAUGGCUACGAACUGAUCGAGACAACGCCGAGUGGACUGCCCGCCGACCUCAACCAUGGCUCAAUACGAACGCCCGAGUGUUUUAUCUGCAUACGACGAGGGCGGGACAGAGCGCCGCUGGUUGAUAUCGGCGUCAUGUACGAAGGCAAAGAGCGUCUCAUGGCCGACGCUGAAAUGGUGCUCGAGUCCGUCGGCCAACGUCUAGCGAACGUCAACAACUCCACAGCGAAGACGUUCAUAACUUACCGACGGGCGCACGUCGGCGCGCCGUGCAACGCGCUGGUGGUGGUCGACGUGUGUGUGAUUAUAGCCAGCAAAGGAGAAUGCCCUCCGCACGCCUUCUGUAUGAUCGCCAAGAACCUAAACAAAGGACUGAUGGGCAGCGACGUUUUUCUCUGUUACAAGAAGUCAAUGAACCGUCCACCUUUAAUUGCUUACAAGCCAGAAGUACUAUUUAGGUAUCCAAUGACCGAGCGUCGCAGCCUCGCCUUCCCCACGUCCGUGCCAUUAUUCUGCCUGCCCAUGGGCGCCACUUUGGAGCUCUGGCCGACCAACGCCGCCACACCUAAGCCUGUCUUCUCCACCUUUGUUCUCACAGUCGCCGACGCCACUGACAAGGUAUACGGUUCAGCGGUGACGUUCUACGAGACCUACCCCCACAGUCAACUGACGGAGAGCCAAAUGGAGCUCCUAGGCUGGCGGAUCGGGAUCUCACACACCACACACUCCGUCCACGUCAGCAAGAGCAUCUGCCUGCUUUCCCGGUGGCCGUUCAGCGAUACGUUCGAGCGGUGGUUGCUGUAUAUACUUGAAAUGUCGUGGAGUAAACAGCCACUAACUAUACCCAUAGAGAGAUACAUAACACAUUUGUUAGAAGAAGUGCCGUUCCCCGAGCCCAGGAUAUUGCUGCAGUUGUCACCGACAAACGCGAGUGAUCGGGUGAUAGUGACGCGACGCGACGACCAACCUUUGGUGCGGAGCGGUGCGGGGUUCAGGCAGUUACUGCUCAACCUGGGCCCAGACAACUGCCAGCUACUGCUGGCUUUAGCCAUUACUGAGCAGAAGAUUCUCAUCCACUCACUCAGGCCGGACACCCUAACUGCAGUCUCAGAAGCCGUCUCAAGUCUACUGUUUCCGUUCAAAUGGCAGUGCCCUUACAUACCACUCUGUCCUUUAGGUUUAGCGGAAGUAUUACACGCGCCGUUGCCAUAUUUAAUCGGCGUUGACUCGAGAUUUUUCGAUCUCUACGAACCUCCGCCCGACGUGACAUGUGUCGAUUUAGAUACUAAUAAUAUCACAAUAUGCGAUUCACAACGCCACAUAUCAUUAAAACUGUUACCCAGACGACAAGCGAAAGCUUUACGGCAAACUUUAGAAGUAUUAUACAGCAAUAUACGACCGGGUAUGUUGGCAUCACCUGUCCACCACUCCGGAAACAGUAAAUACAACGGAGAACCCACAACGAGUUUAGACAGAGACUUCCAAAGAAGAAAGAAGGAGUACGCCCUAGAACUGGAGAUCCAAGAGGCGUUCCUCCGUUUCAUGGCGGUGACGCUGCAGGGUUACCGCGCGUACCUCAUACCCAUCACUAAGGCGCCCACUGUUGGGACCACGGACCCCCACGCCCUGUUCCAUAUGGACGCCUUCAUACGGUCUCGGGACAAGACGCAACAACGCUUCUUCACACUAAUGAUGCGAACGCAGAUGUUCACGCGUUUCAUCGAAGAACGUUCGUUCGUGUGCGACGUGGACCAAGGACUGCCGUUCUUCGACGAGUGUAUAGAACGCGUCGCGUGCGGCGAUAGCGGCUCGCUGCUGGGCACGGACACGAGCAACGCCUCCGAGCGGACUGUGUUCGUACUGCCGCCGAACCCGUUAGAGGAUGGUAACUAUUUACAAAUGUUCAUGCGUUUCAUCGAAGAACGUUCGUUCGUGUGCGACGUGGACCAAGGACUGCCGUUCUUCGACGAGUGUAUAGAACGCGUCGCGUGCGGCGAUAGCGGCUCGCUGCUGGGCACGGACACGAGCAACGCCUCCGAGCGGACUGUGUUCGUACUGCCGCCGAACCCGUUAGAGGAUGGUAACUAUUUACAAAUGUUCAUGCGUUUCAUCGAAGAACGUUCGUUCGUGUGCGACGUGGACCAAGGACUGCCGUUCUUCGACGAGUGUAUAGAACGCGUCGCGUGCGGCGAUAGCGGCUCGCUGCUGGGCACGGACACGAGCAACGCCUCCGAGCGGACUGUGUUCGUACUGCCGCCGAACCCGUUAGAGGAUGGUGAAACCUACACGUACUCCAAAUUCGAAUUGGACCCGGUGCUGCUAGCGAAAUGCGUGACGGGUCGGGGUCGGCACGGCGGCGGCGGCGGCGGCGGCGGGCUGCAGGCGCUGUCGGCGGCGGCGCGCUCGGCGCUCGCGUCGGCCGAGUCGCUCGGCGACGCCUCCCCCAUGGCGAGGCGGACCAAGCAGGAGAUCGCCGCGGCGCAGAGAUUGGCGCGCAAAGCCAGCCUGUCACCCGAAGCGUGGGCGAAGUGUCUCCUCGGCGCGUGCUACUCCCUGUAUUUCCUGUCGCUCCCGAGCCGAAUGAUGCUGCUCCGCGGCAAAGAACAGGCCACUCUGACUGCGGCUUAUGAACUACUGGAGAAGGCGACGAAGUUGCGAGUGCCUUGUGACGAGGUAUGCUACCGCGUCAUGAUGCAACUGUGCGGUAUCCACUCCUUACCGGUAUUAGCUGUGCGUCUCCUCUUCCUCAUGAAGCGCGCCGGCCUGCAACCCAACGCGCUCACGUACGGCUACUACAACCGCUGCGUGCUCGAGGCGCCGUGGCCGCACGACAUGCCCAGUGGUUCUCAACUGCUGUGGAACAAGCUUCGCAUAGCGGUGAUGGGCGCGGCUCUGUUCCGAAAAGCAGGUGCACAGCGGGCCAAUCGCGCUGCCGGCUCGGGACUCUCGGCUGGAAGUGUAGGCACGCUGCCGCGAGUGGUAUCCGCGGCGGGCAUGGAUGGUGACUUAAGCGGGCUCGCCUUGGCCGCGUGUGAACCCGCACACAGCCGGACUAGUCUUGACGAAGCGAGUGCGCGCGAAAUGGAAGCCGCGUCAUCAGCAUUCGAGGCACUAGUGCGGCGCGGCAACAUCGUGCAGCAACAACCCGCCAGGCCGCAUAAGCACGCGCUCUCCACCGCGGCCGGCAUUCUCAUAUCAGGCUUACCUUCAAAUCCAGACUUGUGUGAAGCGGCGCGACCGAGAAGUAAUUCAUUAGGAAAUGAUGACACAACGAAUAGCGUUACGAUAGCUGAAAAACGACAGACAAUACACGUGAGCCCGGACAGUCCGUCGGACCUUCGAAUAUUGACGCGGUCCGAGAGCUUCGCUGGGGACGCUCAAAUUGUACAGAACUUGCAGAGGCUUUCGUUUUCUAGCAGUACAUCGAAUGUAAAGUCUCGGUGUUCGCGGACACUGAGUUUCCCCGAGGAACCUGAAAAAGAGGAGACGGCGGCCGAGCCGUCUGAGGAACCCGAAGGGUCUCCACUAAAAUUAUCCCCCCGCACGCCGGUGCUGGCCGACGACCCGCUGGGCGCGCUGCGCGGCGCCGCGCCGGAGUCCCCGCCCCCGCCGCCGCCGCCGCCGCCGCGCGGCGUCCCCGCCCCGCCGCGGCACGAGUACUCCGUGAGCCCCAAGCUGUUCCACCGCCGCAGCAACUCCUUCCAGGACGACGCGCCCACUGACCAUGGGAAACUACACAGGAGCGAGACAGUCCCCGCCGGCACCGUGUCCUCCAGCCUCGCCAGCCUUGGGAACACGCUCAAGAUCAGCUUCGGCCGCUAUUCGCCCGGCCGGUUGUCUUUGCGCAAAGAGAACAUGAACAUCGGGAAGGCGAUUGUUGAAAACUACUUCAGUCCCACAAGCAUAGCGGGCAAGAAAUCCAACGAGCUCCUACAAAGCGGCCUCUCCAGCCUUAAGUCCGCCGCUACGAGUAUGGCGAAGAAGUUCGACGAGAUGAAAGAAGUCAUAUCCGCGAACUCGACGCCAGUGAAAGGGGCCAUUGGAAACGCUACUAGUGCGCUAACGAGUUUCAUGGAGGACGAUUCUACAGAUGGCUCGUCGGAGAUUAAUCCGGAUGAAUGGACAGGCGGUAUGCAUUUCAGGAGAGCGUCGAGCGACGCGGAACUAGCGUGCGCUAUGGAGCGCGGCUCUUUAGCCACCCUGCUGUCGCAUUUACCGGACAACCUGUAUCCACAACAAGCAGAAAACACAAACUCAUCGCCCACAGUAACAGCCCUCAUGUGCUCGUGCUCACAAUGCCACCAAUGCUACGCGUUGCUAUACGACGAGGACAUCAUGGCGGGCUGGGCGGCCGACGACUCCAACCUCAACACGCGCUGCACCGCCUGCGGCCGCCACACCGUGCCGCUGCUGUCCGUGCAGAUAAUGCGCGAGGGUCAGACGCAAACGGAAACUGUCAGCGUGCCUUAUUUAAAUCCAUUGGUGCUAAGGAAAGAAUUCGAAUCUAUAUUAGGUAGAGAAGGCGACUCGUGUCUUCUGGAGAAGGAGUUCGUGGAGUCGCACCCGAUCGUGUACUGGAACCUGGUGUGGUACCUGGAGCGUGCCAACAUCGAGAGCCAUCUACCGGACCUGCUGUGUGCCAACUACCCGGCCAUGUACCAGGGCGAUAUUCCUGACGAGAGCAGCGGGUGUCAAGUAGUAUGCAGCUGGGACUUGGUGCGGCUGCACGGCGAGGCGGGCACGGCGCUGUACCGCGCGUGGCGCCUGAAGCGCGCGCAGCAGCAGCGCUCGCGCGCGCUGCAGGCGUUGCUGCUCACCGACACCGCGCAGGCCAACGCAGUGGUGCUGGCGGUCCUGGACGGGUUGCUGAGCAACGACUUGGUCGACGCGCUGCGGCGGCUCGCAGCCUGGCGGGAGAACACAGCUGGCAACAAGCGAUACCAUUCAUUUUUCAGAGACAUACUGUUCCUCGCGAUGGCAGCGCUCGGCGAGAACAACAUCGACCUGAUCGCGUUCCAGCGCGAAUAUUCGCGCGCGAUCACCCAGCUCGGCGGCUCGCUGCGUCCACACGACUACCCGCCCACGCCUACCGCCGUCUGCUGCCGACAUUACUUCCGGCGCCUGCGGCUCGCGCAGGAGGACUGACCGAGGGCGCUGCGCGGCCGAGCCGAGCGAGGACUCUUAUAAACAUGAGUCUGCUCACAACAGUCUAAGAUUCAUUGAUUGUAUUAUACUGUCUGCAAAACAAACUGAUGACCGCGGUCCUAUAACAUCCCAUUCACACUGGCAUGGUCAUAGCAAGAAUGAAUGAGGCAGUAAUGUGACUAUAUAGAUGUGUAAAGUCAAAUUCGUUUUUAGAAUUUGACAGCUAAUAAUAUAGAUGGCGCUGUACGGGUCCAUGAGUAAGCCUGAUUGUCAAAAGUUGACGGUUAACAAUUCAGUUACCACAAAACCUAUGUAAACCUACGUAGGCGAGGGCCUUACAGCGCCAUCUUCGGCUGUCAUAUUCAAGGACACGAUUUGAUCAAAAUCAAUGAAUCUUUGCAUCAGUCAACGUUAAAAAUAUGCAUACACUCGCCUUAAAAUAAAUAUAAAAGUGUAAUCAUAUUCUUGGCCGUACGAAAGCUCCUCAUGUACGUUGACAUCGAAUAAAAGAGGUUGGUAAAAACACGACAUCCGUCCUUUUCUCGCUAUUUUAUUUGCUUAAGGAUGUUUUUGUGUGAAAGUGUGUCGUGUACUUUAAUAUUAAACUACUUUACAGAUGUAGUGCAUAAUUGUUUUUCAUCGUAUUUUCCUGGAAACGUUUAUUUGUCAUGCUACUUCAGUCAACCUCUGUACUUUUUGUACAGAGACUGACUGAAAUAGCAAGACACGUUCUUACGUUUCCGUGAAAAUACGAUGGAAAAUAAUUAUGCAUCUACAUGUGACGUGUCAAGAAGAAAAUGGCAAUGUGUUCCGAGUAUGGCGAAAGAAUAGACAAUAAGUUCUGCUUGUAUGCACCUAAAUGUAUGAGGCAUGACGAUGAUUGAUUGUAAAAUGUUCAGAAUAUUAGUUAAAGUUAAUACGGCGACAUUAUGCACAUAACAUAAAUAACCCGGCUAGAUAUACAGAGAGAUAGAUAUACCUACCUAUACGCUUCUAUGCAACGCAGUUAGAAACCAAGAGAAUUGCUGGCAUCUUGAAUAAAAUGAGUAUAAACACAAUUCCUAUAUCAUUAAUGAGAAUAUUCGAUUAAAAUACAUGUCAGCUAUCUUCACCUUGAGUUUUAAAAAUAAAUGUGGCUUAGUUACCGUGAGAGAGGUUUCAAACCAAUUUGAAAUUACUAAAUUAAUAUCCUUUCUAAGAGUCGGACGACGCUAAGUAUUCAUGGCAAUUGCUACGCCAAGUGCUCCAUACUUGGCGUAGCAAUUGCCAUGAAUACUUAGCGCUUAUAGGGAUAUGUAUUUGUAUAUGCAUUUUUACUGCCAAGUUUGUGCAAAGUUAACGUGGUCAGAUAUACCUUACUGUAGCUGGGUAAAAAAAUCAAAAUCACAUCACGACCGCAUGUCGUCUAAAAACGACCUUUCGGGUUGCAUAUCUGAUAGUGUUAGAAAUGUGGGUGCUACGGACAAGGUGAUUCGGAUAGCCAUACUGAAAUAAAAUUGUACAUAUUUCAAUUGUAUAUAUUGAUAAAUCUUCGCAUUUCGCAUCUUGAUCGCAGACGACUGUAUCACAGUCAAACUGAAGCGGAUCAGUCAAUAUUUAAUGAUAUCUGACAAAAUUACUUAAUGAUAGAAGUAUUGUUUCUGGAGAGGAACUCUCUUGAUUUUGUGUCCGCUUUUUAUAUAUGUAUUGUUCAAGUAGAUAUAUUGCUUCUGAGUGAUUUCACUAAACAGUUAAAUUCGUAAACGAAUGGUACGUAUUAUUCUAUGUAUUUUAGUCGCAUUAUUUGUCACAAACUAGAAAGUUUUGGAUGUUAUCUUUAACCUUGUGGGCACUGUCGUUUUGUAUGCAUUGUUUUAAAUCAUGCAUAGUGAAUUAGAACUAGAGAAUCUAUAGUAACAAUAUUAACUUUGUAGGUUAAGAGGGUUAUUAUAUUGGGUCCUUUUUCGCCUUAGUCGUAGUAUAGUAUGACCUGAUAGAACUUGGAAGUUCUUAAACUAUUUCUGCACGAUUUGUAUUUUUUUACAAAUAAUGCGACUGCCAAAAUUCCAAAGUAUUCAUGAAGGUGUCAAUAUAGCUAUAUUAAUCUUUAUUACUUUAAAGACACUGCUUUUGACAGUAAUGUAUAAUAAAAUGAAAUAUCUAUGUGUUAAACAAAUAUGUAAAUGCAUACCGUAGGCCUAUAAGAAUCCUUUGGCCUACUAUAAAUUCGAUAUCUGAUGUGAUGUAAGUGAUAAUGUUAUUAUUAACAACUCUUUUAACCAUUUGUACUGUACUCAAUACUCAACUAAUACAUGAAGAGUUAACCAUUUUCCAGGCCGCACCAAUCUACAAGGUUUUCCCGAAAAAUCCAAAUAUAUUCCAAUUAAUCCAGCUUUGAUGAUUCAUUUGAAGACAAGUAAAAUUUCCCGAAAGUGCAAUCUAAUUUGAAUCUUAAAUCGGAAUGCUAAAGUUGAAAUUCUAGUGGCGCGUAUGUGGUCGAUAAAUCGUACUAUGCCUGGAAAAGGGUUAAUACAUACACAAUAUUUUUACGGAUAUAAUCCAGUGUUUAAAGGUUUUUUUUGACAGAUUUUAUUCUUAAUUUAGGAACAUUUUAAUCAUAACAUGAGACUUGUUUUGAUGUUGUAGAUUUUAAAGGCAAUUUUAUGGCAAUAUUAUAGUUUGUAACAUAACAGUUAAGUAUGUUGCCAAGCGUGGAAAUGGAUGUAUAUUUUGGCAUUUGUGGAAAACUGUAUAUUCAAUGGUUUUAGCUUAUAUUUAUUUGCCUCGAGUGAUCAUUAUGAGCCAUAUUUUAUGUUCCAAUCAAUGUUGUACAAUCAUAUAGUCAUUCAGAUAUAUUUAUACAUUUAAAUAUGCUGUAAUAACAUUUAGUCUGAUCAAAGGUUUUGUUAUAAUUAAGAUCUUGUAGAAGUGUGUAAAAGACAUGCAAUUUAUAUCAAUACACUAUGUUAGUUGCAACAUAAAAGUAUUGGUGAAAAAGUAGUUAUUUUAUUUUGAUUGAGGAGUAUAAUGAAAACAUAUAAUUUUUAUAUAAAAAUAUAUAAAUAAGGCUUCAA
Cydia splendana is the source of this 8615-nucleotide messenger RNA. RefSeq names its product DENN domain-containing protein Crag (gene Crag). Gene Ontology annotation, molecular function: protein binding. Gene Ontology annotation, cellular component: cytoplasmic vesicle. Bases 256 to 5562 code for a protein of 1768 amino acids. NCBI's taxonomy places the organism in Eukaryota, Metazoa, Arthropoda, Insecta, Lepidoptera, Tortricidae. The transcript is spliced from 35 exons. Gene Ontology annotation, biological process: regulation of Rab protein signal transduction. The record is from RefSeq and is a predicted model, not a curated record.